Molecule: messenger RNA, 1077 nt
Organism: Mesoplodon densirostris (Blainville's beaked whale)
Lineage: Eukaryota; Metazoa; Chordata; Mammalia; Artiodactyla; Ziphiidae
Product: cyclin-I-like
Biological process (GO): mitotic cell cycle phase transition; regulation of cyclin-dependent protein serine/threonine kinase activity
Cellular component (GO): nucleus; cyclin-dependent protein kinase holoenzyme complex; cytoplasm
Molecular function (GO): cyclin-dependent protein serine/threonine kinase regulator activity
Source: RefSeq, a predicted model, not a curated record
UCCUGCGCGCCCCAUCGCCGUGCGCUGAGGAAAAUGAGGUGGUAACGGGGCCCCGGAUGACCCCUCGUCACCACUGUGAGGCCUACAGCUCUGCCGGGGAGGAGGAGGAGGAAGAGGAAGAGGAGGAGAAGAAUGUUUCUCCAUCCCAGAGAGAUGAAGUGAUUCAGUGGCUGGCCAAACUCAAGUACCAAUUCAAUCUUUACCCAGAAACAUUUGCUCUGGCCAGCAGUCUUUUGGACAGGUUCUUAGCUACUGUAAAGGCCCACCCAAAAUACCUGAGCUGUAUUGCAAUCAGCUGUUUUUUCCUAGCUGCCAAGACUGUUGAGGAAGAUGAGAGAAUACCAGUACUGAAGGUGUUGGCAAGAGAUAGUUUCUGUGGAUGUUCUUCAUCUGAAAUUCUGAGGAUGGAGAGAAUUAUUCUGGAUAAGUUGAAUUGGGAUCUUCACACAGCCACACAAUUGGAUUUUCUUCACAUCCAACUUCUGCAAUUCAAAGGAUCCAUGCUUGCCCUGGCCAUGGUUAGUUUGGAAAUGGAGAAACUCAUUCCUGAUUGGCUUCCUCUUACAAUUGAACUGCUUCAGAAAGCACAGAUAGAUACCUCCCAGUUGAUCCACUGUCGGGAGCUUGUGGCACAUCACCUUUCUACUCUGCAGUCUUCCCUGCCUCUAAAUUCCGUUUAUGUCUACCAUCCCCUCAAGCACACCCUGGUGACCUGUGACAAAGGAGUAUUCAGAUUACAUCCCUCCUCUGCCCCAGGCCCAGAUUUCUCCAAGGACAACAGCAAACCAGAAGUGCCAGUCAGAGGUACAGCAGCCUUCUACCAUCAUCUCACAGCUGCCAAUGGGUGCAAGCAUACCUCUGCUAAAUGCAAAGUAGAGGAAAUGGAAGUGGAUGACUUCUAUGAUGGGAUCAAACGGCUCUAUAAUGAAGAUAAUGCUUCAGAAAAUGUGGGUUCUGUGUGUGGCACUGAUUUAUCAAGGCAAGAGGGACAUACUUCCCCUUGUCCACCUUUGCAGCCUGUUUCUGUCAUGUAGCUCCAGGUGUUACCUUCAAGUGCAAACUAAGGUAAACUACUGU